CCCCGGCUGUCCGGGCUCGGCCGCCCGCGCCGACUGCGCUGUCCAGGGGAGGGAAGGGAGUCCCAGGCGCGAGCCGGGACCUGCAGCCACAACUUUUCGCCCGUCCUCUCCUUCCCCACUGUCCCCUUCCCCGUCCCCUUCCCCAUCCUCUGGCCCCUACCUUCUGUAAGGCGUCGGCCCCCCAGGAGUGAAGGAGUCCUUCCGCAGGUUUCGAAGAGAACCAGGUGGCAACUUGCCUCCUGGUGAGGGCGUCCCUCCCCGCACCGUCUCAAGAUGCUCAGGGGUCCGGGUCUCGGGCUCCAGCUGCUGCUGGUUGGCUUGUCCCUGGGGACAACGGUGUCCGCCUGGAGGGGCAAGAGACAGGCGCAGCAAAUCAUUCAGCCCCAGUCCCCGGUGCCUGUCAGCCAAAGCAAGCCUGGUUGUUUUGACAAUGGGAAUCACUAUCAGAUAAACCAACAGUGGGAACGCACAUACCUGGGCAAUACCUUGGUUUGUACCUGUUAUGGAGGGAGCCGAGGCUUUAACUGCGAGAGUAAACCUGAACCUGAAGAGACUUGCUUUGACAAGUACACUGGGAACACUUACCGGGUGGGGGACACUUAUGAGCGCCCUAAAGACUCCAUGAUCUGGGACUGUACCUGCAUCGGGGCUGGGCGAAGAAGAAUAAGCUGUACCAUUGCAAACCGCUGCCACGAAGGGGGUCAGUCCUACAAGAUCGGUGACACCUGGAGAAGGCCACAUGAGACUGGUGGUUACAUGCUAGAGUGUGUGUGUCUUGGUAACGGGAAAGGAGAAUGGACCUGCAAGCCCAUAGCUGAGAAGUGUUUUGACCACGCUGCUGGGACUUCCUACGUUGUCGGGGAAACCUGGGAAAAGCCCUAUCAAGGCUGGAUGAUGGUGGACUGCACCUGUCUGGGGGAAGGAAGUGGGCGCAUCACCUGCACCUCUAGAAACAGAUGCAACGACCAGGACACUAGGACCUCCUACAGAAUCGGAGACACCUGGAGCAAGAAGGACAACCGGGGGAACCUGCUGCAGUGCCUCUGCACGGGCAAUGGCAGAGGGGAGUGGAAGUGCGAACGGCAUGCGUCCGUGCAGACCACCGCCACCCGAUCAGGCACUGUCACAGAUGUCCAAAUGGCCAUUUUCCAGCCUCAGACGAACCCCCAGCCUGUUCCAUAUGGUCACUGCAUCACAGACAGUGGUGUGGUCUACUCGGUGGGGAUGCAGUGGCUGAAGACACAAGGAAAUAAGCAGAUGCUGUGCACUUGCCUGGGCAAUGGAGUCAGCUGCCAAGAGACAGCUGUAAUGCAAACUUAUGGUGGCAAUUCAAACGGGGAGCCAUGUGUCUUGCCAUUCACCUACAACGGCAGGACUUUCUACUCCUGCACCAGUGAAGGGCGACAGGAUGGCCAUCUCUGGUGCAGCACGACUUCCAAUUAUGAACAAGACCAGAAAUAUUCUUUCUGUACAGACCAUACUGUGUUGAUUCAAACUCGAGGUGGAAAUUCCAACGGCGCCUUGUGCCACUUCCCCUUCCUAUUCAACAACCACAACUACACUGACUGUACUUCUGAGGGCAGGAGAGACAACAUGAAAUGGUGCGGAACCACGCAGAACUAUGACGCCGACCAGAAGUUUGGAUUCUGCCCCAUGGCUGCCCAUGAAGAAAUCUGUACAACCAAAGAAGGGGUCAUGUAUCGCAUUGGAGACCAGUGGGAUAAGCAGCAUGACAUGGGGCACAUGAUGAGGUGCACAUGCGUGGGGAAUGGCCGUGGGGAAUGGACUUGUGUCGCCUACUCCCGGCUCCGAGAUCAAUGCAUUGUCGACGACAUUACUUACAACGUGAAUGACACAUUUCAUAAGCGCCAUGAAGAGGGACACAUGCUGAAUUGUACCUGCUUCGGCCAGGGCCGGGGUCGAUGGAAGUGUGACCCCAUCGACCAGUGUCAAGAUUCAGAAACGCGAACAUUUUAUCAAAUUGGAGACUCGUGGGAGAAGUACGUGCAUGGUGUCAGGUACCAGUGCUACUGCUAUGGCCGUGGCAUUGGGGAGUGGCAUUGCCAGCCCUUACAGACCUACCCGGGCACCUCCGGUCCCGUCCAAGUCAUCAUCACGGAGACCCCCGGGCACCCCAACUCGCACCCCAUCCAGUGGAAUGCCCCAGAACCCUCCCACAUUACCAACUACAUCCUCAGGUGGAAGCCUAAAAACUCACCCAAUUGGAAGGAAGUCACCAUUCCAGGCCACUUAAACUCAUACACUAUUAAAGGGCUGAGGCCAAAUGUGGUGUAUGAGGGGCAGCUCAUAAGUAUCCAGCAGUACGGCCACAAAGAGGUGACCCGCUUUGACUUCACCACCACCAGCACGAACCCAGCAGUGAGCAGCAACACAGUGACAGGAGAGACAACACCCUUCUCUCCUGUGGUGGCCACUUCGGAAUCUGUGACUGAGAUCACGGCCAGCAGCUUUGUGGUCUCGUGGGUCUCAGCUUCGGACACGGUGUCAGGAUUCCGUGUGGAAUAUGAGCUGAGUGAAGAGGGGGAUGAGCCUCAGUACCUCGAUCUUCCAAGCACAGCCACUUCUGUGAAUAUCCCCGACCUGCUGCCUGGCCGAAAAUACAUCGUAAAUGUCUACCAGAUAUCUGAAGAAGGAGAGCAGAGUCUGAUCCUGUCUACGUCUCAGACAACAGCGCCCGAUGCCCCUCCUAAUCCUACUGUGGGCCAAGUUGACGACACCUCAAUCGUUGUUCACUGGAGCCGACCCCAGGCCCCCAUCACAGGCUACAGAAUCGUGUAUUCGCCGUCCGUCGAAGGGAGCAGCACAGAGCUCAACCUUCCCGAGAGCGCCAACUCUGUCACCCUCAGUGACUUGCAGCCCGGCGUGCAGUACAACAUCACCAUCUACGCUGUGGAAGAGAACCAAGAAAGCACCCCCGUUUUCAUCCAGCAGGAGACCACCGGUGUCCCCCGUCCAGAUAAAGUUCCCUCUCCCCGGGACCUGCAGUUUGUGGAAGUGACAGACGUGAAGAUCACCAUCAUGUGGACACCCCCGGAGAGUGCCGUGACCGGUUACCGAGUGGACGUGAUCCCCGUCAACCUGCCCGGAGAGCACGGGCAGCGGCUGCCCGUCAGCAGGAACAACUUUGCGGAAGUCGUAGGGCUGUCCCCGGGGGUCACUUACCACUUCAAGGUCUUUGCCGUGAACCACGGGAGGGAGAGCAAGCCUCUAGUAGGAGAACAGACCACCAAAUUGGAUGCUCCCACUAACCUCCAGUUUAUGAAUGAAACGGACUCGAGCGUGAUAGUGACCUGGACACCCCCUCGAGCCCGGAUAGCUGGGUACCGGCUGACUGUGGGCCUGACCCGGGGAGGCCAGCCCAAGCAGUACAACGUGGGGCCCUCCGCCUCGCAGUACCCGCUGAGGAAUCUGCAGCCGGGGUCCGAGUACACCGCCACCCUCGUGGCCGUGAAAGGCAACCAGCAAAGCCCCAGAGCCACCGGAGUCUUCACCACUCAGCAGCCUAGGGGGUCCAUCCCACCUUACAACACGGAGGUGACGGAGACCACCAUUGUGAUUACGUGGACACCUGCUCCGAGGAUCGGAUUUAAGCUGGGUGUGCGACCGAGCCAGGGAGGGGAAGCCCCACGAGAAGUGACUUCAGACUCCGGGAGCAUUGUUGUGUCCGGCCUGACUCCGGGCGUGGAAUACGUGUACACCAUCUCCGUCCUCAGAGAUGGGCAGGAGAGAGGGACGCCCAUUGUCAACAAAGUGGUGACACCCUUGUCUCCACCAACCAACCUGCACCUGGAGGCAAACCCUGACACGGGGGUGCUCACGGUCUCCUGGGAAAGGAGCACCACUCCAGACAUCACUGGGUAUAGAAUUACCACCACCCCGACAAAUGACCAGGAGGGAUAUUCUUUGGAAGAAAUGGUCCGUGCAGAUCAGAGUUCCUGCACUUUUGAAAACCUGAAUCCUGGCCUGGAGUACAAUGUCAGUGUUUAUACUGUCAAAGAUAACAAGGAAAGUGUCCCUAUCUCUGAUACCAUCAUCCCAGAGGUGCCCCAACUCACUGACCUAAGCUUUGUUGACAUAACCGAUUCAAGCAUCGGCCUGAGGUGGACCCCGCUAAACUCCUCCACCAUUAUUGGGUACCGCAUCACAGUAGUUGCGGCAGGAGAAGGUAUCCCCAUUUUUGAAGAUUUUGUGGACUCCUCAGUAGGAUACUACACAGUGACAGGGCUGGAGCCGGGCAUUGACUAUGACGUCAGCGUUAUCACUCUCAUUAAUGGCGGAGAGAGUGCCCCUACCACACUGACACAGCAAACGGCUGUGCCUGCCCCCACUGACCUGCGAUUCACCAACGUUGGUCCAGACACCAUCCGUGUCACCUGGGCCCCGCCUCCGUCCAUCGAGUUGACCAGCAUCCUGGUGCGCUACUCACCUGUGAAAAAUGAGGAGGAUGUUGCGGAGUUGUCGAUUUCCCCAUCAGACAAUGCAGUGGUCUUAACAAAUCUCCUGCCCGGCACAGAAUACGUAGUCAGCGUCUCUAGUGUUUAUGAACAGCACGAGAGCACGCCUCUCAGAGGAAGACAGAAAACAGGUCUUGACUCUCCAUCCGGCAUUGACUUUUCUGACAUCACCGCCAACUCUUUCACUGUCCACUGGAUUGCUCCUCGUGCCACCAUCACUGGCUACAGGAUUCGCCAUCACCCUGAACACGCCGGCGGGCGACCUCGAGAAGAUCGAGUGCCCCCCACUCGGAAUUCCAUCACCCUCAGCAACCUCAACCCGGGCACAGAAUAUGUGGUCAGCAUCGUUGCACUUAAUGGCAGAGAGGAGAGUCCCCCAUUGGUUGGCCAGCAGUCAACAGUUUCCGAUGUUCCGAGGGACCUGGAAGUUGUUGCCACGACCCCCACCAGCAUGCUGAUCAGCUGGGAAGCCCCUGCUGUCACAGUGAGAUAUUACAGGAUCACCUAUGGAGAAACAGGAGGGAACAGCCCCGUGCAGGAGUUCACUGUGCCCGGGAGCAAGUCUACAGCCACAAUCAGUGGCCUUAAGCCUGGAGUGGACUACACCAUCACCGUUUAUGCCGUCACUGGCCGAGGGGACAGCCCAGCGAGCAGCAAGCCCAUUUCCAUUGAUUACCGAACAGAAAUUGACAAACCAUCCCAGAUGCAGGUGACCGAUGUUCAGGACAACAGCAUCAGUGUCAGGUGGCUGCCUUCCAGUUCCCCUGUGACUGGUUACAGAGUGACCACCACUCCCAAAAAUGGCUUGGGACCAACAAAAACUAAAACUGCGGGUCCAGAUCAAACAGAAAUGACUAUCGAAGGCUUGCAGCCCACAAUGGAGUAUGUGGUCAGUGUCUAUGCUCAGAAUCAAAAUGGAGAGAGUCAGCCUCUGGUCCAGACUGCAGUAACCAACAUUGAUCGCCCUAAAGGACUGGCAUUCACUGAUGUGGAUGUCGAUUCCAUCAAAAUUGCUUGGGAAAGCCCACAGGGGCAAGUUUCCAGGUACAGGGUGACCUACUCGAGCCCUGAGGAUGGAAUCCAUGAGCUAUUCCCUGCACCUGAUGGUGAAGAAGACACUGCAGAGCUGAAAGGCCUCAGGCCUGGUUCUGAGUACACAGUCAGUGUGGUUGCCUUGCACGAUGAUAUGGAGAGCCAGCCCCUGAUUGGAACCCAGUACACAGCCAUUCCUGCACCAACCAACCUGAAGUUCAUUCAGGUUACACCAACAAGCCUGACUGCCCAGUGGACGGCACCCAACAUUCAGCUCACUGGCUACCGGGUGCGGGUGACCCCCAAAGAGAAGACAGGACCAAUGAAAGAGAUCAACCUUUCUCCUGAUAGCUCGUCUGUGGUUGUAUCAGGACUCAUGGUGGCCACCAAAUACGAAGUGAGCGUCUAUGCCCUCAAGGACACAUUGACAAGCAUGCCAGCUUCCGGAGUUGUCAAUACUCUGGAGAAUGUCAGCCCUCCCAGAAGGGCCCGUGUGACAGAUGCCACUGAGACCACCAUCACCAUUAGCUGGAGAACCAAGACUGAGACAAUCACCGGCUUCCAAGUAGAAGCUGUGCCAGGAAAUGGCCAGAUUCCUGUUCAGAGAACCAUCAGUCCAGAUGUCAGAAGCUACACCAUCACAGGUUUACAACCCGGCACUGACUACAAGAUCUACUUGUACACCCUGAAUGACAAUGCCCGGAGCUCCCCUGUCGUCAUCGACGCCUCCACUGCCAUCGAUGCCCCAUCCAACCUGCGUUUCCUGGCCACCACACCCAACUCCUUGCUGGUGUCAUGGCAACCGCCGAGGGCCAAGAUCACUGGUUAUAUCAUCAAGUAUGAGAAGCCUGGGUCCCCUCCCAGAGAAGUGGUUCCUCGGCCCCGCCCUGGUGUCACUGAGGCUUCUAUUACUGGUCUGGAACCAGGAACCGAGUACACAAUCCAAGUCAUUGCCCUUAAGAACAACCAGAAGAGUGAGCCUCUGAUCGGGAGGAAAAAGACAGAUGAGCUUCCCCAACUGGUAACCCUUCCACACCCCAACCUGCAAGGACCAGAGAUCUUGGAUGUUCCCUCCACAGCUCAAAAGACCCCUUCCAUCACCACCGGUAUUCAGCUUCCUGGCACUUCCGGUCAGCAGCCCAGUGUUGGGCAACAAAUGAUCUUUGAGGAGCAUGGUUUUAGGCGGACCACACCUCCCACCACGGCCACCCCUGUAAGGCAUAGGCCAGGACCAUAUCCACCGAAUGUAAAUGAGGAGAUCCAAAUCGGUCAUGUCCCCAGGGGAGACGUAGACCAUCACUUCUACCCUCACGGUCCGGGACUCAAUCCAAAUGCUUCUACAGGACAAGAAGCUCUCUCUCAGACAACCAUCUCUUGGACCCCGUUCCAGGAAAGCUCUGAGUAUAUCAUUUCAUGUCAUCCUGUUGGCACUGACGAAGAGCCCUUACAGUUCCGAGUCCCCGGAACUUCUGCUAGUGCCACGCUGACGGGUCUCACCAGAGGGACCACCUAUAACAUCAUUGUGGAAGCGUUGAAGGACCACCAGCGGCACAAAGUGCAGGAGAAGGUUGUCACCGUGGGCAAUGCGGGCCCAAACCCGCCAACGGAUGACUCGUGCUUCGACCCCUACACGGUUUCGCAUUACGCCGUUGGAGAGGAGUGGGAGCGCUUGUCCGAAUCUGGCUUUAAACUCUCCUGCCAGUGCUUAGGCUUUGGCAGUGGUCAUUUCAGAUGCGAUUCAUCUAAAUGGUGCCAUGACAAUGGUGUGAAUUUCAAGAUUGGAGAGAAGUGGGAUCGCAAGGGAGAAAAUGGCCAGAUGAUGAGCUGCACGUGCCUUGGAAAUGGAAAAGGAGAGUUCAAAUGCGAUCCCCAUGAAACCACAUGCUACGAUGACGGGAAGACGUACCACGUAGGAGAACAGUGGCAGAAGGAAUACCUCGGUGCUAUUUGCUCCUGCACCUGCUUUGGAGGCCAGCGGGGCUGGCGCUGUGACAACUGCCGCAGACCGGGGGCUGAGCCUGGUCCUGAGGGCACUCCCGGUCACUCCUACAACAACCCGUACUCUGAGAGGUACCACCAGAACUCAAACACUAAUGUCAACUGCCCGAUUGAGUGCUUCAUGCCCUUAGAUAUACAGGCUGACAUAGACGAUUCUCGAGAGUAAUCCUUCCAAUCCAGAGCACCGAGCGUGGGUCUCUGCCAAGGCCCAUCCAAACUGGAGUGACAGGAGCAGGCCCCGCCCUAGAGUGUUUGUUUCUUUCUUAAGCCCUUCGCUCUGGAGAGUAACUUCUCCAGCUUCAGCUCGACUCACAGCUUCUCCAAGCAUCACCCUGGGAGUGUUUUGAGACUUUUCUCACAAAAGGGGGCAGUACAUUGUUUGUUCUGUUCCAAAGUAUUCGAUACCGCUCAGUAUUUUAAAUGAUUCUAACUUGUGAUUUGGGAUCAGUAGGGAAGCACGUGCAACAACCCAGAUGCAAAAUGUACUGAAAUGAUAUUACCAAAACUCUAAGUAGGAAAGUUACCCAAACACUUCUGCUUCCAUGUAACUGUCUGGCCCGCAAUGCUGUAGGAACGGCAUGUCCUUGUUACCGUGGUAUUGAAAAUAUCCACGGUGCUCACUUUUUCCAAAUGAUUCUAGUAAUUGCCUAGAAACAUCUUUCUCUUACCUGUUAUUUAUCAAUUUUUCCCAGUAUUUUUAUAUGGAAAAAAAUUUGCAUUGAAGACACUUAGUAUGCAGUUGAUAAGAGGAAUUUGGGUUAUGGUUGGUGACUAUUUUUUAUACUGUACAUGCCAAAGCUUUACUACUGUGGAAAGACAACCGUUUAAUAAAAGAUUUACAUUCCACAA
Molecule: messenger RNA, 8354 nt
Organism: Artibeus jamaicensis (Jamaican fruit-eating bat)
Lineage: Eukaryota; Metazoa; Chordata; Mammalia; Chiroptera; Phyllostomidae
Gene: FN1
Product: fibronectin 1
Exons: 46
Coding region: 274-7671 (2465 amino acids)
Biological process (GO): nervous system development; heart development; cell-substrate junction assembly
Cellular component (GO): extracellular region
Molecular function (GO): proteoglycan binding; integrin binding
Source: RefSeq, a predicted model, not a curated record